This is a messenger RNA of Diabrotica balteata, 4689 nucleotides long. The record is from the annotation of a GenBank genome assembly. NCBI's taxonomy places the organism in Eukaryota, Metazoa, Arthropoda, Insecta, Coleoptera, Chrysomelidae.
AUGGAAGACAAAAAUGUUGUAUUAAAAGAAAACAAUAAUUUAUUGCGCCAAAAAGUAAGUUAUCUAGAGCAAAAAACCGCAAAAAAAACUGAAUACGAAAGUGUAAAUAAACAAGAUCAGAUAAUGGAUCACUCUGUUGAUAAAAAAUUCACAAGGUCGCUACCACCUCAUACACAAAAUAGAUCAUUCACAGAAGUAGUAGCUCAAAUGUCAAAAAGUUUAAGUAGUUCCUCUGAACAGAAGACAAGUGACAAUAUUAAUGUCAACCUCAAAAAUAAACAAACAACUGAGGUUAAUGAGCAAAUAAAAAAACAUAAAAUAACUGAGGAAAACAGCGAUAGUGACUCAGAUGGGAUCCAAAAAGUUAUACACAAGAGACAUUGGUACAUAACUAAAAAGAAUAUAGGAACGGCAGUAAGCGAUGACGAUAGCACAAGUGGUUUUGCAGGGGAAAAGAAAAAAGUGUGGCUAUACUUGUAUAGAGUGAAGAGAACAACAAAACAAGAGGAGAUAUGUAAAUUUCUAAUAAAAAAAGAGGAAAAUGCAAUAAGAGUCUAUUAUGGAAAUUGUAUUGAUGACAUAGAAGAACUUCUAACAAACAACAGUGACUGUAAAAUAUUGUGCACAACAGAACAUUGGAAAACUAAAGAAGAAUUAAGUGAAUAUGGAAUUAACAAUUUUGUGCUGACAGCUAGUCAUUGUAGAAAUAAUGUGAAUGAACAUGGAGGAACAGCUAUAUAUCUUAGUAAAGAUAUCAUUGGCCAGGAAAGAAAGGAUAUACAAGAGUUAUCAGUAGAUAGGAAUGCAGUACAUAUAACCGCAGACCAAGAAAUAAGUUUAGAAGACGACCGUAAGAAUAUGAUAAACGCAAACAACUCCGAGAUAAGGCCAAACCAAAUGUGUGUUGCAGUAGAAUCACAGGUUGAUGACCAAAUGGCCGCGGAAAAAGACAUAGGUAUAAACGACAGUUCCAUAAAUUCAAACAACUGUGAGACUGGGUUCAGCCAAACAUAUGGUGCAGCUGCAACAAAGGAAACGACCCGUAUAAUUGAGAUGGCUUCAUGCAGUAAAUUUUCAAACCCUGAGGAACAGUUCGAGUACUCGACUUUACCCGUGGAAGACAAUUAUGCUGAUGAAACGGAUGACGACGACUCCGUUAAGGAUAAAAAUUGGGAACCAAAUGAGGGGUCAGAAAGGACCAGUGAAGGUGAACAAGAAGAUAAUUUAUCAAAUAUUAAUUUAGAAGAAAUCCCUUUACAAGGUCAAGCAGCUCCUCCCAAGAAAAAGCGAUGUCGUUGGAUGAAAGCAGAUCCUUCUAAUUGGAGUAGAAAUAUUGAGAGGAAAAAAAUGUUUGAUUGUUUGCCAUAUAAAACAAAAAAAGAAAGACCUGCAAAAGUUCCUCAAAAAGUUAAAUGUGACACUUCGCGACCUGGAGCAAAUGUGGAACCUUCCAAAAAGCGAAAGCAUAGCAGGGAAUGCUACCUAAUGAAAAACGAGGUAAAAUACAGGGUAUGUCAGAAGUUUUUUCAAAAAACUUUAAACAUUAGCAAUGGUCCUAUAAAUAGAGCUUUUGAAGGUAGCGAGAAUGGAAAUUUUACGGCAGCUGAUAAGCGUGGUAAGAAGACUCCUCACAAUAAGUGUAAAGACGAUGAUAUGGCUUUUGUUAAACAGCACAUUGAGAGCUUUCCUGUAAUGGAGUCACAUUACUGCAGGAAAAAUACUCAAAGGCGAUAUUUAGACUCAAAAUUAUCCAUCACAAAAAUGUACUUCUUGUAUAAAGAGUACUGUAAUGAAAAUAAUCGCAUUCCGGUAUCACACUCAAUGUAUAGAAACAUAUUUUGCAAGUCGUAUAACUUAUCAUUCUUCGUCCCUAAAAAAGAUCAAUGUUCCACGUGCCAUACCUUUAGUGAAGCUAAGAGGACAGGGACAUUAAACGACCAACUUCAAGUCGAUUACAAUAAUCAUAUAAAGCGAAAAGAUGAGGCAAAUUUAGCUAAAGUACAAGAUAAAGUCAGAUCUAAUGAGGAUCCAACAUUUAUGUCUGUUACAGUCGAUCUACAAAGUGUGCUCCAAAUACCUUCUGGUGAAGAAUCGCUUCUAUACUAUUGUAGGAAGUUAAAAUUUAAAAUGGAAUACCGACACAAAUCUGGGGCCGUAAAGAGGAAAGAAAAACAUGAAAGAGAGGAGAAGGCAAAGAAAGGCCAACAGAAGCUGUCUGUUUUCUUAACACAGCCGAAAAAUGUGUCAAAUGAAGAGAAAGAAACUAACAUUGAAAAUGAGCCCUUAAUCCUCCCGGGCACUUCAAAUUCACAAACACCCUCCAACAGCUCAAAUGUUGGUCGUGAGCUAUCCUCACUUAGUAGUGAUGAAUUUUUAACUCCAUUACACUUAGAAGAACGUGACGAACAGGAUGAGGCAGUGUCAGCGUCUACGAACAUUUUGAGCCAACCAGAAGUUUUUGAUGUAGGCAAUUUGAGUUUGUUACAACUUAGUACUAAACAAGUUGAAGUUGCUGUCACAAAGGGGCCACAAGCUCAUCCCAACACGUUUCCUGCAGACUCAACGAGACGGCAAUUUCCUUUAUCUCUGCUUAAAUUUAAACUACCCAAUAAUGAAGUUGUUCCAAGGGAUUGGCUUGUUUGGAGCGAAGUGAAACAGGCUUUGUUUUGCUUUCCUUGUCGGUUGUUUUGUACUCAGACAGAGGUGGUGCGAUCCAAAUUCGCCUCAGUUAGUGGGUUUCCAAAAGAACAUAAAUGGAAAAAGUUGUACGAAAAGAUUCCUGAGCACCAAAACAGCCUUAGCCAUAAAGGAUGUUACUUAAAAUGGAAAGAUCUGGAAUUAAAUCUUAACAAAGGAGGUACUAUAUUUGGUAGCAUUGAAAAACAAUUGCAGAAUGAAAUCACUACCUGGAAACAGAUCUUACACAGACUCCUUCACGUAACUUUAUUUUUAAGUGAGCGAGGUCUCUCUUUUAGAGGAGAAACUCAAAAGGUGGGUCAUCCAAACAACGGCAAUUUUUUGGGCGUGCUAGAACUUUUAGGUCAUUAUGACCCUAUUUUAUCGAAGCAUCUAGAUCAGGUUAAGCAAUCUCAAGAAUCGAAUAAGAGAAUGCAAGUGCAUUAUUUGUCUUGGAGAACUCAAAACGAGUUCAUAGCAAGUUGUGCUGAUUAUGUAAGGAAAGUUAUUGUGGACGAACUCAAGCGAUCUAAAUACUAUUCUAUUAUGAUUGACGCUACACCAGACUCAAGCCAUGUAGAACAGACCUCUUUUGUAUUUAGAUACAUUAUUUUCAAAGAAGACGUAAAAGAAUAUGAAAUCCAUGAACGAUUUUUGGAGUUUUCCGACUGCAAUGAAAAAACUGGAGAAGACAUCGCAAAUCUAAUCAAAGAAGUUCUUAAAAAAUAUGACAUAUCCUUAGAUAACUGUAGAGGACAGGGAUUCGAUAACGGCAGUAAUAUGAGUGGCAAGUAUAAGGGUGUUCAGGCUCAUAUUUUAAAAUCAAACCCUCUGGCUGUGUACUCACCAUGUGGAUGCCACAGUUUGAACUUAUGUGGAGUAUGCGCUGCUGAGAGUUGUACUGAAGCACAGACUUUCUUUGGUGUUGUUCAGAAUCUGUACAAUUUAUUCAGUUGCAGCCCAAAAAGAUGGGAGCUUCUGAAAGAGAUAGUAGGAUCUUCACUGCACUCAUUGUCUGAUACGAGGUGGAGUGCUAGAGUAGAAUGUGUGAAACCAAUAGCGGCACACAUAGGCAAAAUCAUUGAGGCAGUUUCAUCAUUGUUGAAUCUUAACGUAACUGUUGAAACGAGAGCCACAAUCAAUGGGGUUUUAGAAUAUCUUAACACCUUCAAGUGCAUCCUUAUGGCGUCAAUUUGGGUGAAAGUGUUGGUACCCAUCAACUACAGAAGUCAACUACUUCAAACUAUGGACGCUACUUUGGAUGUUGAGAGUAGUAAUAUAGAGAGCCUAAUUGAUGAUUUAAGUGCCAUAAGAAAUAACUGGGACAAGAUAUUGUCUGAAUGCAAACAUGUUGCAAAUGCUUAUGGUAUCGAACCGGAACUCUCCACUUCCCGUGCGAGAAAGAGGAAGACUCUUCACGAUGAAACAGCUACAGAAGAUGUAAUGUUUAAUUUAUCCCCGGAAGAACGCUUCAAAAUAGAAGUUUUUUACACAAUAAUUGAUGUUUUGGUGGCCAACCUGAAAACGAGGUUCACAGCACUGAGAGAAAUCGAAAUGAAAUUUUCAUUUUUAUGGAAGUAUAACGAAAUGGACGAGAAUACGAUCUCAGAAAGUUGUGUAAGAUUCGCCGAAGAGUACCAUUCAGAUGUAAGCAGGGAUCUAGUUGAUGAAAUGAUUUACUUGAAAACUGUUAGUAAAUCAAACAUCUCAGAUACGUCGCUGAAACCAGCCAAACUUUUGAACAAGCUCGUAUCCCUUAAUGUGACAAAUCUUUUCCCCAAUGUGUGCAUUGCUCUUCGCAUAUUCUGUUGCCUACCAGUAUCCGUUGCUCAGGCCGAGAGAUCAUUUAGUGUUUUGAGCCGAAUUAAGAAUUGUUUAAGAUCUACUAUGGGUCAACAACGAUUAUCUGAUUUGGGACUGUUAAGCAUAGAGUCGAAACUUGCAAAAACUCUUGAUUUCGAGCACGUGAUCCAAAACUUUGCAGAUAUGAAAGCAAGAAAAGUUAUGUUGUAA